UUUUGUCUCCGUCAUUUAUCCCGGCGGUAUCGCGGUUCUUAGCGUCCUCUGAUCUCUGAGCCUUCCCCAACCUAGAGAGCUUUUCCUUUCGCGCUCUGAUUCCAGGACCUUCUCCACGACUAAGCCAUCCUCCCUGCCAGGUGUCCUUUUGAUGUCUUGACCUCUGUUUUAUCAAGGUCAGCUCCAAGGUUCCGAACUCGGGCGUGGGAUGUGAGGGGUUACAGAGCCUGAAUUCUCUGGUCUUUAGCCCUGGGCUCCAAAUUCCCGCCGUUUAGGCGCCCCACCCUAGAGCCAAGCCUUGAUUCCCGAGUUUCUAAAACUCGCCUGGGAUAAUACAGUAACUCUUAAUUAAAUUCCUCUCCGAGCCUUGCAACCCAGCCCCAAACCACAAAUCUAGUUCCGGAUAAGGGAUCCGCCCUGUUAACCCCUGCUUCCAUUGUUCCAAGUGUCAUUCCUUGUCCUUUCAGGCCCACUCUUCACCCAAGUUCUGGAACUCCACGCUAAAACUUUCAGAACGUCCAUGCCUGCAACUAACUCAUUUUUAGAGUAUCCAUCUGGCCCCGAUUCUUGAUCUUCCAGCACUUGCAUGUCAUAGACCCCAAAAUGAUUUCUCGAUGUUCUCCCCUGGUAGACCCCCCAGCCCCUCCACAAACCCUUGUUCCCCAAACCCCCAUCACUCCACUUCCUCUACCCCCAAAUGUCCCCAAUUUAGCUUUUCCACCUCCCUCAAGUCUCCAGGCCCCUAUCCCCCCACCCCCACCCCCACUGCCACCUCCACCCCCUGUCAGGGGGCUGGCUCCCCCUCAUGUCUUUGGCCUAGAGAAGAGCCAGCUCCUGAAGGAGGCCUUAGAGAAGGCUGGCGCAGUCCCCAGGAGCAGAGAUGACGUGAAGAGGCUCCUGAAGCUGCACAAGGACCGUUUCAGAAAUGACUUACAAUGGAUCCUCUUCUGUGCAGACGUGCCGUCCCUCAUCCAGGAAGGCCCUCAGUGCGGGCUGGUGGCCUUGUGGAUGGCAGGCACACUCCUGGCACCACCCAGCGGCAUCCCCUUGGAGAGACUUGUGGAGAUAGCCAUGAAGAGAGGCUACACGGCCCAGGGAGAGAUGUUCUCUGUGGCCGACAUGGGCAAGCUGGCCCAGGAGGCACUGGGCUGCCAGGUGGAGCAGCUCCAUGGUGGCCUGGGCGGUCCCAACAGAGCCCGCGUCCUGUGGCACCUUGUCUCUGGGCAUCCCCUGCUCAUCCCCUACGAUGAGGAUUUCAACCACGAGCCGUGUCGUAGGAAGGGCCACAAGGCCCACUGGGCAGUGAGCACAGGGGUUCUGCUGGGCGUGCGGGCUGUGCCGCACCUCGGCUACUCUGAGGACCCCGAGCUGCCAGGUCUGUUUCACCCGGUGCCCACCACGCCCCACCAGCCACCAGCCCUGCCAGAAGAAGGCUCCGCAGGAGCCGUCUACUUUCUCUCCAAGCAGGGCAAGAGUUGGCAUUACCAGCUGUGGGACUAUGACCAGGUCCGGGACAGCAACCUCCAGCUGACGGACUUCUCACCCUCAAGGGCCGCCGACGGCCGGGUGUACAUGGUACCUGCUGGCGGAGUGCGGGCCGGCCUCUGUGGCCAGGCCCUGCUGCUCAGACCAUGGGACUCCAGCCCCUAGCCUGCCUCAGCCCUGGGCCGGGCUGACGGGGUCCCGGCCACAGCUUGGCUUUGUCACCAUGAGAAGAGUGCCCCGGUUUCUCCCUUUGCAAGAGCUCACGGAUGUGGGCCGUGUUCCCCAGGACCUCCAGCCAGAGACCCUCCACGCAGAGGCCCCCUGCCACCCCAGUCCGUCUAGUCCCAGUCCCCUUCUCUCACGCCCACCCUGCAGUAUCGGGCUUCUGAUGCAUGGCUGGGAUCCAAGCCAGGAGCCAGUCAAACAAGCUCCCUCUCCAGGAAAGAGACUCACCGGAGGCGGCCUGCAGGUCCUGCCUGUCUGCCCCACCCCGAUGUUGCAUCCAGACAUUUCUUUCUGGUGACCAGCCUCCUCUCUCUGGACACCUGCAGAAGCCUUCUCACUGCACCGCUUGCCGCCCCCCUGCGUCCAUUCCCGUAGAGCCUAGGAUGCCUUGCCUUUCAAAAUACAAACCAGGUCUUACCACGUACCUCGGCAGAAUCUUCCAGCAGCUCCUUAUUGCUCACAGGACAGGGAUUAAACUCUCCCAGCCCCAGCUCAUCUAGCCACACUGGCCUUCCAGGUCCCCAGAGUGUCCUACUCCCCUGCACCCAAUCCUCUGCUAAGGAUAACUCCUUAAUUCUCUAUUUUGGCUCAUCUUUCUCUUAAUUCUCUAUUUUGGCUCAUCUUCCUUGGGAAGACUCCCUAGCCUCAGGCAUGGCUCCUCCCCCACCUUGCCUUCUGGCUUAGAAACACACAGAAAGUGCUAACAUGUGCCAACCCCUUUGCCCAUUUUAACUCCUCAGAUUCUCCAUGUAAGGAAGGGACUAGUUCUUCCUCCAUUUUACAGGUAGAGAGACUGAGGCCCGGAGAAGUGUGUGAGGUCUGGCUUGAGGUCAUGGCUGGCUAGUGGCAGGGCCAGGAUGCAAACUGGUAGUUAGUCGUUGUACAGAUGUGGGUGGAGAAAGAGGUUCCUGAUUGAACAAAGACCCGUCGCUCCCACUCUGAAAGGGGAGGAGCAGGUCUGUCUUGGUCCCAUGUACUCAGUGCCGGGCAAAGGGUCUUGUUUAGAGAUGCUGUCCAUUGCGGUGUUUCUCCCCUGAAGAGAGCACCCCCGCCCUCACGCCUCGGACCCCACAGUUGGCACUGUCCAGUGUGCUGUCCUGGGAGGCCCUGAGGGCGCAGCCGGGAGCUGUCCCACUUAUGAGUCUGUUCCCCACGUUGUCCAACACAGAGAGAGGUUAGAAGAGCAGCGGCCAGGUGAACUCAGACUGAAUGAUCCCAUGACCCCACCCAGCACCGACAGUGAAACCGGGAGCCUGGAGCCCACACACCCCAGAUGCGAAAGAAAAAAAUCCACAAAGCUGA
Molecule: messenger RNA, 3012 nt
Organism: Enhydra lutris kenyoni (northern sea otter)
Lineage: Eukaryota; Metazoa; Chordata; Mammalia; Carnivora; Mustelidae
Gene: ACTMAP
Product: chromosome unknown C19orf54 homolog
Exons: 6
Coding region: 604-1650 (348 amino acids)
Source: RefSeq, a predicted model, not a curated record